Molecule: messenger RNA, 2185 nt
Organism: Rattus rattus (black rat)
Lineage: Eukaryota; Metazoa; Chordata; Mammalia; Rodentia; Muridae
Gene: Klhl25
Product: kelch like family member 25
Molecular function (GO): protein binding
Source: RefSeq, a predicted model, not a curated record
GGCCGCGAGGCGGGGCGGGAAGGCCGGAGAAACUAGUUUGUUGGCGGCGCCGGUGCGGUUCGGCUACGGGAUCGCGGCCGGGACUGGAGAGCCGGCCGGGGGCGGCGGCAGCGGCGGGGACUGCGGAGCCUGUGGGGCCCCACGGUGGGUACACGAUGUCAGUCAGCGUUCACGAGACCCGCAAGUCGCGGAGUAGCACAGGCUCCAUGAACAUCUCGGUCUUCCACAAGGCCUCGCACCCUGACUGUGUGCUGGCCCACCUCAACACUCUGCGCAAGCACUGCAUGUUCACCGACGUCACUCUCUGGGCUGGCGACCGAGCCUUUCCUUGCCACCGUGCAGUCCUGGCUGCCUCCAGCCGAUACUUUGAGGCCAUGUUCAGCCAUGGCCUUCGGGAAAGCCGGGAUGAUACGGUCAACUUCCAGGACAACCUGCACCCUGAGGUGCUGGAGCUGCUCCUGGACUUCGCCUACUCCUCUCGCAUCGUCAUCAAUGAGGAGAACGCAGAGUCGCUGCUGGAGGCUGGUGACAUGCUGCAGUUCCAUGACGUCCGGGAUGCAGCUGCCGAGUUCCUGGAGAAGAAUCUUUCCCCCUCCAACUGCCUUGGCAUGAUGGUGCUGUCUGAUGCUCACCAGUGCCGGCGGCUCUACGAGUUCUCAUGCCGAAUGUCCCUGGUACACUUUGAGACGGUGCGGCAGAGUGAGGACUUCAACAGUCUCUCUAGGGACACACUGUUGGACCUCAUCUCCAGAGACGAGCUGGAGACUGAGGAUGAGCGCGUGGUCUUUGAGGCCAUCCUGCAGUGGGUGAAGCAUGACCUAGAGCAGAGGAAGGCCCACCUGCCGCUGCUGCUGCGCAAUGUGCGACUGGCCCUGCUGCCCUCAGACUGUCUGAAGAAAGCCGUCUCCGGAGAGGCCCUCCUCAUGGCGGAUGAGUGCACCAAACUCAUCAUAGAUGAGGCCUUCCGCUGCAAGACCAAGAUCUUGCUGAACGAUGGCGUGGUCACCAGUCCCUUUGCCCGGCCUCGCAAGGCAGGUCACACAUUGCUCAUCCUGGGAGGCCAGACCUUCAUGUGCGACAAGAUCUACCAAGUGGACCACAAAGCCAAGGAGAUUAUCCCCAAGGCAUCUGCCGAGCCCCGGAAGGAGUUCAGCGCUUCAGCGAUUGGUUGCAAGGUCUACGUGACUGGAGGCAGGGGCUCUGAGAACGGGGUCUCUAAGGAUGUCUGGGUGUAUGACACUGUCCAUGAGGAAUGGUCUAAGGCAGCUCCCAUGCUGAUUGCUCGCUUUGGCCAUGGCUCAGCUGAGCUGGAAAACUGUCUCUAUGUGGUAGGGGGGCAUACAUCCCUAGCAGGCAUUUUCCCUGCCUCUCCUUCUGUCUCCCUGAAACAAGUUGAGAAAUAUGACCCUGGGGAUAAUAAGUGGACUAUGGUGGCCCCAAUGAGAGACGGUGUCAGCAAUGCUGCUGUGGUGAGUGCCAAGCUGAAACUCUUUGUGUUUGGAGGGACCAGCAUCCACCGGGACAUGGUGUCCAAAGUCCAGUGUUUUGACCCCUCGGACAACCGGUGGACAAUCAAGGCAGAAUGUCCCCAGCCUUGGCGAUACACAGCAGCUGCUGUUCUGGGCAGCCAGAUUUUCAUCAUGGGCGGUGACACAGAGUACACAGCAGCUUCAGCAUAUCGCUUCGACUGUGAGACCAACCAGUGGACGCGGAUUGGGGACAUGACGGCCAAACGCAUGUCCUGUCAUGCCGUGGCUUCAGGCAACAAGCUGUAUGUGGUUGGAGGCUACUUUGGGACCCAGAGGUGUAAGACCCUGGACUGCUAUGACCCUACUUCAGACACAUGGAACUGCAUCACCACCGUGCCCUACUCUCUCAUUCCCACGGCCUUUGUUAGCACCUGGAAGCAUCUGCCUGCAUGAAAGGCAGCUUUAGAGCCCAGCCAGCCUGUGUGCUUCUUCCUGCCUGGGCCAGAAGCUGACAGCACCAGUUCCCGGCAGCAGCAGCUCCAGCAGGCCUUACCUCUAGGCAUCAAAAUGAAGUUCUCCAGCGUCACCUGUACUCGGUUCCCAAAGCUGCCAGAGGCUUGUGUGGAGAGAAGCGUCCAGAGGCGUGGGCUGUCACCAGCCACCCUGGGCCAGUGGAUAUGACAUUCACUCAAAGCCUUGAGGUCACCAGCAACCCA